Molecule: messenger RNA, 5275 nt
Organism: Pundamilia nyererei
Lineage: Eukaryota; Metazoa; Chordata; Actinopteri; Cichliformes; Cichlidae
Gene: sh2b1
Product: SH2B adaptor protein 1
Exons: 9
Coding region: 515-3313 (932 amino acids)
Biological process (GO): intracellular signal transduction
Cellular component (GO): plasma membrane
Molecular function (GO): transmembrane receptor protein tyrosine kinase adaptor activity
Source: RefSeq, a predicted model, not a curated record
UUGAGGCCACUGCGAGAAGAACGGGUCCAGGCAAGGCAUAGCAAUAUUCAUAUUUAGCAGCACGAGCAGCAGCAACAAUAAUAACAAGCAGUUUGUCCGGUUAUGUAGGCAGGAGGAGAGAUGAAACGCAUGGUGCCAGCUUCAGCCAAAGACACGGAUGGAGACACGGGACUGUGAUUUGCAGGAUGUGGCGGCGCUCCUGUCAUACAGACAGACAUUGAAGAAGAGGCGGACCUUGUGAAUCGUCUAACCUCAGACUGCACGUUUCCUGUGUGGGAGCCUCUUUGGUUUUUUCUGGCUGAAGUCUUUAGUCUCAUAAAUAAUGUAGCAGAAGUUUGACCGCCUCUAAACGCCGUCGUUAUCGUGGUUUGUUGUUUGUUCUUCUCCCUCGAUGGGGCAGAGCUUCACCCUCGUUUGUAAAUUGGUAGACUGAUGUGGUGCAGGUGCCCCCCCCCCACACUGAAGUAAUCUGACUGAUCAUUGAGCCCCUCGGCGCCUCACGCCUUUCAGGAGGAUGAACGGCUCCCUUUUAACCCCACCCAGCCCUCGGGCGGCAAACUCCUCCCCUUUACCUCCAUCUCCCUCCCCCUCUCCUUCCCCGCCCUCUCCUUCCCUGCUGCCCUUGUCCUCGCGCCCUCCCCCUCUCCCUCCGCUGAUGAGCCCGCCAUCCCAGGCCCAUCCGUCCUCGCUGUCGGACACGCCCACGCCAUCGCCCUCACCUUGCUUGAGCUGGACCGAAUUCUGUGAGCUCCACGCCCGCGUCGCAGCCGGCGACUUUGCACGUCACUUCCGGGCGUUUCUCUUAGAGAACCCGCACUACUCCGCAGACUCUGCCGCUGCCUUCUGCCGCCGCUUCACCGACCGCUUCGUUCGCCAUUUCCAGAGCGAGCUGGAGGGGGCUCUCCCGCCGAGCUGUUCCUCUGCACGGGAUGAAAUGGUGAGCUGGGCUCCCCAGUCAGACGCUACGUCUCUGGAAGAGGAGGCGGUCUCGCCGCUGUCCACGACUGGAGGGGCGGUCCCCCUGUGCCCUCCGACUAACACGACGAGGGGCACGAAGCCAGCGCCGGCACGUCUUGUGUUGGAGAACCGUGGCGGGGACAGGUUUCAGGAUUCUUAUGCCCACAGCCAAGUCAUGCCUCCAUCAUCUUCGUCAUCGUGCUGCUCUUCCGUAGGAGGGAACAACGGGAGGCGUGAGGAGAGUCGAAGCGUGGUGGCUCCAGGGAACGGCGACGCGCCUGUGGAGGAAGAGGAGGACAGCUGGCUCGGGGCGGCGUCCGUCGGCGAAGAGCUAGAAGAACGGGAAGCGGACUCGUCAGAGGUGGACAACGCAGACUCCUCCCACACUCCUCAGAAUCCACCCUCCUCAGUCACUCCUCCGCCCGGCUCCAAGGUGAGCGGCACGCCUGGCUCCUCCAAAAACAAGCUGAAGAAGCGUUUCUCGCUGCGGAACGUGGGGCGCAGCGUGCGGGGCAGCGUGCGAGGCAUCCUGCACUGGCGCAGCUCCUCCAGCGACGCCACGCAGGCGCAGCUGCCCUCCAGCUACAGCUACACCAUGGGCGUGCAGGACACCUCUAAGAGGACCUCUGGCACUCAGCCUCCUACACCCACCUCCUCCAUGCCUGUUUCUCUGUCCAUGCCCCUCUCGCUUCCUCAUUCCUCCUCCUCCUCACUGCCCCCUUCGUCAUCGAGCAGCGCCACCUCCCUGUCGUUGUCAGAAGCCGCUCGGGAUCGGCGGCGGAGCAACGGCGAAGGAAGCGAGAAGGAGAAGUGGAGCCAUCGUCUGGAGAAGCUCAGAUUGUCACGAUCCCCUCCUCCCAUCCUCACCUCGACCGCCUCCAGCUCGCACUCUGCAACGCUGCCUCCGAGCAGCGCCGCCGCCAUGGGUCCUCCGAGGAAGGUGGGCCGGCUGGUACGGGAGGGCGGGGUGAGCGUCAGCUCAUCCAGUGACGAGUGGAGCGGCAGCCACGGCUUCUCCGGCUUCUCCUUCGGUCUGCUGCAUCACAGUACGGACAACAAUCCUGCCUCAGCGCAGUCUCCUGGAGCACAGCCGCCACCGGUGCAGUCUCUCGCCAGCGGGGGGAACGUGCCCUGGAGGGGAGGACGCUGGCACAAAUGUCGGCUGGUCCUCCGAGAGCGGGACAGAGAAGGUGGCGAGCGUGGAGAGGAGUACUACCUGGAAUUCUUCAUCCCACCCAAAUCAUCGAAGCCUCGGCUGACUGUGCCCUGCUGCUCCAUCGUGGAUGUGAGGAGCACCACGGCGCUCGAGGUCCCCGACAAGGAGAACACCUUCCUGCUGCAGCUGGACGGGAUGACGCAGUACGUGAUCGAGACGCGAGACGCCGUUCAGAUGAGGGCGUGGCUCAGUGACAUCAGGAACGGCAUCUGUCUCAGUGAACAGGAAGAUGUCGAGGGUGUGUGCGGGGGGCUGUUGGACAUCAGCGGGACGCCUGAGAUCGGUGACCGUCUUUCACAAGUGUGUUAUGGUGGGAUCGGAGGCUCCUCGCCUCUGAUGGAUCCUCUCCCGCCCGAGCUGCCACCUCGAGCGCCUCUCGAUGAACCAGAUGGCCGGAUUCACGGAGGGGGCGGGGCUAGUCUCGGCACACCGUUUGCCGAGACGCCAGACGCCACAGGGUCUUUCCUCUUCUCUGACGUGACGCCGGUUGAGGCGGUGGAGCACCCGCUCAGCGAGUGUCAGUGGUUCCACGGCACGCUGUCCCGCCUCAAAGCCGCUCAGCUAGUGCUGGCUGGAGGCCCGGCGAGCCACGGCGUCUUCCUGGUCCGUCAAAGCGAGACGCGGCGCGGAGAAUACGUCCUCACCUUCAACUUCCAGGGAAAAGCCAAGCACCUCCGCCUCUCGCUGAAUGAGGACGGUCAGUGUAGAGUGCAGCACCUGUGGUUCCAGUCCAUCUUCGACAUGCUCGAGCACUUCCGCGUGCACCCGAUCCCCCUGGAGUCCGGCGGCGCCUCCGACGUCACGCUCAUCAGCUUCGUGGGAGCUACCGCCAUUCGGCAGCCAGACUUGACCAGCAGACCCCGUAGCCCUCCUCAGCCUCCUCCCCUGCCGCCGGGCCGCCCCCCGCCCCCGACUCCGCCCCAGGAGAGAGGAAAUGAAAUGGAGGUUGGAGCAGCAGCAGCGGUGUCGGCAGUGACAGUCACAACCACAGGAGGAAGCGGAGGAAGUGGAGGCGGCGUGGAGGACUGGGAGGAGAGGGACAGGGACACGCCUCUCCGCCAACUAGAAGCUGCAGACGGAGAAGAGAGGGAGGGAGCGAGGGUGCCCCGAGCCAUCGAUAACCAGUACUCCUUCUUCUGAUGGAGGAGGAGGCGUAUGUGUGUUUGAGUGUGUGUGAAAGUUGGAUUGGAUGAGGCGGCGUACAUCAUAGCCAUUCAUAACCAGUAUUUUAAUUUUGUUAGCGAGGAGGAGGGGAGGAGUAAAAGUACUAACACUAUGUGAGAGAGAGACGUAGAGGCGGGUGAGCGCAGCUUUGACACUAACGAGCGGUACAUUUCUUUAUAGCCAGAUAAGCUUUGUUUUGUUUUGCCGGUACGCCUCGCAGCAGGCUCAGCCCUGUGACGCCGGCAGACCCGACGAUACCUCACAGCGGUCCUGUCAGGACGGCACACGCUAGCCAGAGGCCAAACAUGCUACAGAUAUUCCUGCUUUGGCAGCCAGACCCGAAACAUCGCGGCGCCGCAGCAAACCGAAAGCGCCGGAAAUGUUGACUAAAAAUGUCGUUUUGAAGCCGCGCUCGGCCAGGUAGCAGUUUAUGAACCCCCACACUAACAUUUAAACUCCGCCCACACAUGUGACUGCUUGUAUUAAUACUACAGAUGAUGUUAACACUAAAGCCACUAUUUACGUUCACUGCUUCACUUUCACAGGUCUUAGUUUAAAUGGUGGAAUCACGUUUUUCCGAACCUUCGUCCCAAACAGUCUGUUUUUAGCGUCGUCAGGACGCCGAGGUGCACGUUGUCGUUUCACUGUGGCGCUCUCACUGAGCUGACGGUACGUUCAGCUGCUGCUAUUAUUUAUUCUAGAAACGCCUUUAAAGCAACACGAUGGUGACGUCUGCACCGGGAUGUUUGUUGGUCGGUGGUGAUCGGAUCCAAGGAAAAACACUGACUGAAUGUGAGGCGCCGCAGGCUGACGCCUUCAUGAGACUUACUGUCAUUAGUUCUUGAAGUCUGAGCAUGUUUUGGGUUCGUUUUAUUUUCACUUUUGGACACAAAUCGGUGCGUUAACUUUUUUAUUAUAUUAAACGUCGUUAUUGCCAGUGUGAGACUGUAACGAUACUCGCUGCUGUUGGACUGAGUCUGCCAAUCAUCACCUUCAUCACGGGGGGGCGGGGGCAAUGUUCGGUGAGCUGCUCGUCACUUCCUUUAAAAUGUCACGUGUAAGUUUAGUUUGGCCUGUGGUGUCGGCAUCAUUCUUAGUGGACUCGUGAGCAUUGAAAUGGCUUUGUUUUAAUUUAGCUUAAAGUCCGACUUUCUUGACUCGUACGUCUUUAAAAAAACGUUGCUCGGUCUUAAACGGACAUUUUUAAGUGGAGUCUGAGUUUGUCAGCAUUAAAACAUCAGAUGUCAUCAGUGGCGUUUGGUGCGGCUCCUCAGAUUUUUGUUUUUCAAAUUUAAAUGCAGUUUUUGAGAAUUUGAAUAAAAUUUUAAUAAAGCCAUAAAUUGGCACAUUUACAAAAUUUAAUAAAAUUUUAUUUAUAUAGCACCAAAUCACAACAGUCGCCUCACCGCACUUUAUAUUGUGAUGCAUUCAUGAGGUGACGAAUAAAAAUCGUAGCGUUUUCCUGCAGCGUCCGUCACGGCUGUUUUAAAUUCUUAAACGUGUCCCAGGCCUGUGCAGCUCAAACUCCACGUGGAGCCCGCUGUGACUCUAAGUGGGCGGGGUCAGUGAGACGCUGUGUAAGAAAGUGUAACCAUGUUUAGAAACCCCUGACAUGUUAAUGUAAGGAAAAGCGCACAUUCAGCAGCGUGUCUGUUUUUCUACAUGUUACACUGAUGUUGGCGUGCACGUGACGACGCUGAUGUCGUCGUUUCUGUAGCAGUUACUGAAGACGCGCAGCUGUUCUCAUUUCAGUUUCACGUAGUUUGGUGCGACGUGAUUGGCCGCGGUCAUUAUCAGCAGGAGAAGCUGUAAAACUAAAAUCUACACCACCCUCCACCUUCUCCAAAAGCAUCCAGUGGGCCAGAUAUGACUGCUGGGCCAAUCCUGGCCCCCAGGCCUUAUGUUUGACACCCCUGAUUUAGAGUGAUAUUUAAUUUA